GUGAACACUGAGGACCGCAAUGUGGUUUAUUUGACAGAAUCAAAGAUGGAAGAAAGGGCUGCAGUGAGCUGCAGAGCACAGUCCCAGAAAGGGGACGACCACUGUCUUCAGGAGCUCAUGAUUGUCCUCCUCGAGCACGACUGGCUGAAAAAGAGUUUGACAGGAAACACCACCCUCGGCCGACGGAUGUUUGAUAUCAGCAGAGACGUGAAGAUGUGUGUUAGAAGACAGGGUGUUCUGGGUGACAGCCGUGUGGUUAUUGUCGUCAACAGCCCCGAGAGUCGGAGCCAUUACUCUGCCCGAGACCCCGGCCUAGUCAACGACAACAUGGCAGCGUGCAUGGCCAUGUGUAACCCAGGACCUCACGCCUUCCUCAUGGUCAUACCCAUCAGCCCUCAGUGGCAGGGAGUGGACAGUAGAGGGACCCCUGGAGCUGCUUAAUGACAGUGUUAUUCACCAGGUGUGAGAGGCUGAGGGUAGAGGGCUACACAGAAAGACACAGCUUUCUCAAAGCAACUCUGGAGAGGUGCGGACACAGAUACCACCUUUUAGACACAAGCGUUUGGGGAGAAGAGGACAGUGCUCAGGUUGGAGAACUUUUAGAGACGAUUGAUGCAAUGGUUGCAGGAAAGAUAAAG
Messenger RNA from Eleginops maclovinus (Patagonian blennie), 638 nucleotides. RefSeq names its product GTPase IMAP family member 4-like. Gene Ontology annotation, molecular function: GTP binding. The record is from RefSeq and is a predicted model, not a curated record. The transcript has 2 exons. Bases 46 to 441 code for a protein of 131 amino acids. Lineage: Eukaryota; Metazoa; Chordata; Actinopteri; Perciformes; Eleginopidae.